AAAAGCGGUAGGAACGCCGCGUAUAUCCGUACCUUCUCACUGUUUACUCAUCUUUCCACGGCGAUUCUAGAGUGGUGCGUAGUUUGCAACGUCGCUGACGUACACGGAGGAAUUCAACUCGCGAGUCCAACGACAAAGUGAAUUCCUGAAGGACGGAGGAUGCACGAAGGGCUCCUCCUGAUGGUUCGCAGUUAAACGGAUCGGAGAUUUUUCAAGGGACCAAAAAAGGGGCCGAGCUCUGGGAUCAUGGGAUCAAGAUGUCAGCUGACGUUGGCGAUCGUUCUGUUUCUUCAGUCGACUCUGCUGCAUGCCCAUCGUGAACACAAGGUGCACAACAUCGUGCUGUAUCCGGAUAAGCACAGCUGGUGCAAGACAACCCCCAUCAAACAGGUGGUUACCUGGCCGCAAUGUUCUUCGCAGGAAUUGGACAACAACGUGUGCGUCGGUGCUUGCUUCUCGUACAUGGUGCCCCAUAGCGAACCCUCCGCUCCUGGCGACCUGAUAAGACCCUAUUGCGACUCUUGCCAACCUUUAGACAGCGUCUGGCACACGGUUAUCCUGGAUUGCAAGGACGAGGAGAAUAAUCCUAUAACGAUGCAGAAGAAGGUUCAGAUCAUCACCAAUUGUUCCUGUAGCUCCUGCAUGGAAACCUCCAAGAUCAAACCGGAUUACAAUACCUUGCUUCAAUCGUUAACCGAGGAAAAUCUCGAUAAAAACGUGAAUAUCGUUCACGAAACACCGGAUUUGUUGCUGAACCCUAAUUUAAACGCUUCGAAGAACUCGACCGGAGACGGUGUCCAAGCCAACGAGAGAUUCUUGCAGUUGUUCAAACAGCUGAAGGAUUCGGAAAAGUUGGACGAGUCUGGCGCCAAGGAGCUAUUCUCAAAAUUCGAGGAAGACGUGGAUCUGACCAAGUUGAGGGAGCUACUGAAGAAGUACAGUCAGGAGGAGGAGAAAGAACACUCGCAUCAACAUCAGCACCAACAUCAGCAUCAGUCGUCGGGAAAACAACAGCAGCAACCGCCGCAAUUGCAGCAGCAGCAGCAACAACAGCAUCAUUCGACGACGACGAUGCUUCAUCGAGGACCCCAUCACUCGAUGGUCUUAGAUUCGGACGUUAAAGAGAAGAUCGAUGUGGAGCCCCAUUAUCUGCAUCCGGCUGUCGCUGGCCAGGAAAUCAGCUACCACGACAAUGUGCUCGUGGACAAGGAUAAGAAGAAGGAUUUCUGAAGCAAAGAAAUCGCAUGAUUAGUUGACUUUUUAAUCGUCAGACAGAUCAAAAAGUUCGGGAUCGUUUCUUUUUUUCUGUUUCGUUGAGGAUCAUUCACAUCUGCCUAGUCCAAUCUGCAAUAAAUUACUUGAUUCGUUGUAAAUAGACCAGAAUCUUCGUUUUUUCUUUUUAUUUUUUAAUUUUAGAAUAAAGAAUAACGCUACGUAUCAUUCGUUGAAACGUCAUACAUAAUUAUCGCGAAGAUAUCACGUUCGAAAAUGCCUUAAAACAAAAGGAUUGCCUUCCAAGGCUGAUUUCCUGAUCGUCGUUGAAAAUGAGAUGUGGAAUGGAUGAAAGAAAGAAAGAGAGAGAGAGAGAGAGAACGCGAGAGAAAGAGAAAUUCUAAUAUAUAUUUAAUUAUUAUUAUUAUUAUAUUAACUAUUUAACACGCUCGAGCGCUUAAUAAAGAAAUCUACGUCUGUUUAAAAUUACUUCUUAACUAGCACAACUGACAAAUCAUUGUAAACGUCUAAAGACGUUUUAUUUCGUUGACUGCUUUUUAAAGUUAUACAUUGUAUUCAGUGUCUCACAGAGAAUAAACAAAGAGUCAGCGAA
Molecule: messenger RNA, 1825 nt
Organism: Osmia bicornis bicornis
Lineage: Eukaryota; Metazoa; Arthropoda; Insecta; Hymenoptera; Megachilidae
Product: cyclin-dependent kinase 8-like
Exons: 5
Coding region: 247-1230 (327 amino acids)
Biological process (GO): animal organ morphogenesis
Molecular function (GO): BMP binding; receptor ligand activity
Source: RefSeq, a predicted model, not a curated record